Helianthus annuus (common sunflower) is the source of this 1637-nucleotide messenger RNA. RefSeq names its product guanylate kinase 2. Gene Ontology annotation, cellular component: cytosol. NCBI's taxonomy places the organism in Eukaryota, Viridiplantae, Streptophyta, Magnoliopsida, Asterales, Asteraceae. Gene Ontology annotation, biological process: purine nucleotide metabolic process. The coding region runs from base 229 to 1368 and encodes 379 amino acids. Gene Ontology annotation, molecular function: GMP kinase activity. The transcript has 11 exons. The record is from RefSeq and is a predicted model, not a curated record.
AUGGCUGUCAUCGUUCUCAUCUUGCAUCAUCCCUUAUUUCUUCCGCCAUAUUCACUUUCCUAACCCUAAGUCACCCCAUCUUUAAUCAACGGAUCUCAACAUCUUCAACCAUUUGAUUACAACAUCUCCCCCUUUAUUGCUCCCUUUUCCUUCUACAUAAUUUCUUAAUAUUGCUCUGUUUCAGACUUUCAGCAGGUUGCAUUUUUGGCUUUUGAAGAAUUUGUUUUAAUGGGAAAGGCUCCAGCUUUCUUUGUUGAUGAUGUGCAAAGGAGUUUUUCAAAUGGGUUUGAUCUGAAACUAAAGGACUUCGAUUCGGCUGUUGCUGUUGGAAACAAAACUUAUGUUAUUUGUGGGACUGAUGAUCCAACGUCGAGUGGAGUCCGUGUUCUCAACAAGUUGACCGGUGAAUGGGUGAUACCAACUGUUCUAGGAACAAAACCGGAGUCAUUCAAGGGCCAAUCAUGUGUACUUUUGAAUAAAGAUAGAAUCUUGAUCAUGAAACACAAUUCCAAAUCUAAUGAAUCUGUUUGGUUUCUUGAGGUGGACACACAGUUCAUUCGGGACCAAAAGAAGAAACUUGGUACCGAAGUUGUUAGUUGGAGUAAGGGUGUUAUCGGUAACGCUAAGAGACCCUUAGUGAUUAGUGGCCCGUCUGGGGUUGGUAAGGGUACCCUAAUCAACAUGCUAAUGAAAGAAUUCCCCUCAAUGUUCGGAUUCUCUGUAAGCCACACAACUCGUGCUCCAAGAGAGAAGGAACAAAAUGGGGUCCAUUAUCAUUUUAGCAAACGCAAUGUUAUGGAAGAAGAUAUUAGAAACGGGAAGUUUCUAGAACAUGCCGCAGUCCAUGGAAACCUUUAUGGUACUAGCAUAGAAGCUGUUGACGUCGUUGCUGACGCUGGAAAGACAUGCAUUCUCGAUAUCGAUGUUCAAGGAGCAAGGUCCGUGAGGGAGAGUUCGCUCGAAGCUACGUUCGUUUUUGUUUGCCCGCCGUCAUUUGAGGAGCUUGAGAAGCGUCUUCGUGCAAGAGGGACGGAAACUGAAGAGCAGAUCGAGAAAAGACUUAGAAACGCAAAGGCUGAGCUUGAACAAGGAAGAUCUCCAGGCCUUUUUGAUCAUGUUUUGGUGAACAAUGAUCUUGACGCUUGUUAUGAACAACUUAAGAAUAUAUUGGGCAUUAGUGAAAGCAUGAACACCGUCCCAACAACCCCUAGCAAGGUGUUUGAUUUGCCUGUUGACUUCUCAUUGUCCAAAGUCAAUGAAAAGAUCCUGAUAAACCAUGGGGCUGCUGAACAAAAGGUUCUUGAUUUAUCUUCCAUGAAAGGAGGGGCACCGGGCCGAACAAGAGGGCUGGAGAUGUAUGUUCUUUAACGAUAAACGCGUCGCGACUUGUAAAACAAAGUGACAUGUAGUUAGUAAGCCCAUUUUCCGGGAUAUUCUUAUUCAAUAAAGUUAUUUGUUGAGAGAUAUGGAGUAGUGAACAAUGAGAAUUUGUAUUAUACAUUUGAAUAGAUGUUUGUAUGAUUUAAGCAAUAAUAAGGGGUUAGGCAUGAAUGCAUGAUUAUUAUAGGAAAACAGGUGAGUGGGGCCCUUAAGUAUUUUAUUGCUCAAAUCAAAUGCUUGUACCAAAACUCUUUGUU